UCGAAGAAAAAUUUAGGCUUUGGAGAAUGGAGAAACAGUCACUACCGAAGAAGCCUCGUCCUCUCGGAGAAUCUCAGUUUCUCCGAUGCGCCGAGUUGAUUCUCCCGUGGCUAAACGCCCCAGAGCUCGCCGCUGUCUCUCUAACCUCUAAAGCCUUAACCUUUGUCUCCAGAUCCAUCACUCUCCGUCGAUCCCUCGACGCCGCACGCUCCCUCGAGAGCCUCCCCGUCCCGUUCCUCAACGCCGUCGAUUCCAAACGCUACGCUGACUUCGCCUACACGCCUUUCCAGAUCCCCGCCACCUCUCCUCCGAUGCGGCAGCGGUGGGGAGGAGGAGCUAGCGAUGCUCCGGUGAGUCAGUUUGAGAUGAAUGUGGUUGGAGAGAGUAUGUAUGGAUGCGAGUGCGAGAGGUGUGAGGAAGGAUACUGCCAGUGCUUAUCACUCGCGGCAGGCGCGGAGAUAGCUAAUGAGUGUGGGUCGGGUUGUGGAUGCGGGUCGGAUUGUCCGAACCGGGUGACUCAAAAGGGGGUUUUGGUUAGGUUGAAGAUUGUUAGAGAUGAGAAGAAAGGUUGGUGCUUGUGCUCUGAUCAGCUAAUCAAGAAAGGCCAAUUCAUCUGUGAAUAUGCAGGUGAGCUGUUGACAACAGCUGAAGCACGUAGACGUCAAACUGUCUACGACAAACUCAGGUCAACGCAACAAUCCUUCUCCUCAGCUCUCCUAGUCAUACGCGAGCACCUUCCUUCAGGACAAGCUUGCUUGAGAAUAAACAUCGACGCCACAAGCAUCGGUAACGUUGCUAGAUUCAUUAACCAUUCUUGCGACGGCGGGAAUCUAUCCACCGUCCUACUGAGAAGCUCGGGGGCUUUGCUUCCUCGCCUAUGUUUCUUUGCAGCGAGGGACAUUGUUGCAGGGGAGGAGUUAUGUUUCAGUUAUGGAGAUGUACGUCUCACUCCAGGGAAGAGCGCAGAGAACAAGUUGAAUUGCUCUUGUGGUAGUUCCUGCUGUUUUGGAACAUUGCCUUGCGAGAACACCUGAUCUUUGUCUCUAUUUAUACUUAUGUCAGAAUUAGAGUUCUGACAGAUUAUUGGUUUUUGAGUAAGUACUAA
Molecule: messenger RNA, 1105 nt
Organism: Brassica oleracea var. oleracea
Lineage: Eukaryota; Viridiplantae; Streptophyta; Magnoliopsida; Brassicales; Brassicaceae
Product: histone-lysine N-methyltransferase SUVR3
Exons: 2
Coding region: 27-1034 (335 amino acids)
Cellular component (GO): nucleus
Molecular function (GO): histone methyltransferase activity; protein binding
Source: RefSeq, a predicted model, not a curated record